UCCGGACUGAGAAGUCACUGUGCGCAAAGGGAAACAGAAAACUUCCACAAGAGGAUUCACUCUGGAUCUUUUCGGGAUAAUAAUGAACUAUACGACGCUCCUGAGUGCACAAGUUCAAAAUACGGACUUUUGACUUCACUUUGGACCGGAGCCACGUUUUAAAAUUUACUGCAGUUCGCACAGACAUCUCGCUGCUCUACUGCGAUGUUUAAAAGAAACCAAGGCAUUUAGAAAGGUCUGUGGUGGGAUGGCUGAUGUGACACUUCCAGGCUGAGCAGCUCCUGUUUCCAGUGCUGUGACGCCCUCUGCUGUGCGGCUGAGGAAGAUUCAGGACUGGGAAAGCAAGGAUGGAGAACGUUAUCAAGGAGGGGAUGAACACUGUGAUCAUCAACCACUACAACCACUCGGGGAAGUUGGAUCGACCUCGCAACGGGGGCGUCUGCAAGACGGUGUUGCUGCUAAUCAUCUGCAUGCUCAUCAUUCUGGAGAACAUUAUGGUUCUGCUCGCUAUCUGGAGGAACAAGCGCUUCCACAGCCGAAUGUACCUGCUCAUUGGAAACCUGGCGCUGUCUGACCUUCUGGCUGGUGUGGCCUACGUGGUAAAUAUCUUUACCUCGGGGAGUAAGACCUUUUACCUGACGCCACAGCAAUGGCUGGCCAGAGAGGGAAGCAUGUUCGUGGCCCUCAGCGCCUCCACCUUCAGUCUCUUGGCCAUUGGUAUUGAGAGGCACAUGACAAUGGUGCGUCUGCGGCCCAAUGAAACAACCGGACGAGGAAGACUCCUGGUAAUGUUGGCAGCAUGCUGGGUUGUGUCUGUGCUGCUCGGGGCCCUGCCCAGUCUGGGCUGGAACUGCCUGAACAAUCUGGAUUCCUGCUCCACAGUUCUGCCACUGUACGCUGAAAGUUACAUCGCCUUCUGCAUUAGUGUCUUCAGCGCGCUGCUGGUUGCUAUCAUCAUUCUCUACAUAAGGAUUUACCGUCUGGUGACCUCCAGUGGCCGCAGGGUAAGCAGCCGGCCCUCAGACUGCUCCCUGGUCCUGCUGCGGACGGUUGUGAUUGUUCUUGGGGUGUUUGUCGUUUGCUGGACCCCCUUGUUCGUUCUGCUCCUGCUCGAUGUCGGCUGCAGCCCGCAAAGAUGCGAGGUCCUCUACAAGGUGGACUGGUUUAUCGCCCUGGCCGUGCUCAACUCUGCCCUCAACCCUCUGAUAUACACUCUGUCCAGCAGGGAGAUGAGAGGAGCUUUCUAUAAUUUACUCUGCUGCUCUCAAACCAGCAUGGAGCCAUGUGGGUCGCCCGCGUUGGGUAGCCCUCCCCUGGGCACCAUUAUCCCCACACUGGAAAAUAGCAAGACCAGUUUGGGUGGAGGUGGAGGCAGUGGGACUGGCAAGUCUGCUCUAAAGAGUCCUGCACCGACAAACUCUGACAAUAAACAUGCGGAUCCUUCUCCCACUACAGUGCUUCACACAACGGGGCCAGCGGACCUGCUCUCCGCUGUGCUUGUGAAGGCGGGGGCACUACCGUCCCUCAGCAAAUUCUGAGCGGUGUCACCUAAAAAAUAGACUAGUGUCAGACAUUACUUCACUAUCAGCCACUUUUUGUUUCUUUACUAUUGCUCACGUAGCUUAUAAAACUUAGUUUGAACGGAGAAAAUCACGUCGGUUGCUCAGACUACAAUAGAAAAAGCCCCAUAGGCCUCUACUAACACACAUGGUUAUAAAUAUCAAAAACCAAAACAGUGAACAAACUAUUAAGUUUGAUUUUCACAGUUCUAAAAGUUAAGUAACAUUUCCAACCAUCAGAUUCAACAAGAAAGUGUCAUGCAUGCCUUGAUCCAAUCUCUUCACCAUGCUUAUUGAACAAGCACAGGUCACAGCAGAUUUUACCCACCUUUCACAAUAUUUAUUCAUCAUUUCAUCAUAAGCCAGCAGCAUUCAAAUGGUGGAACUUUUUAAAUGUUUUAAGAAUUUUUAGAACAUCUGAAUUGUUCAUCACUUAAAUUCUUUACUAUUAACUUUUAUUGAAGAAGAGUCUUGUAUGUGUUCCCUACACUGUUAACCUAUAUAUGUUUUUUGUUUGUUUGUUUCGUCCGUUUGCUUAAGCCUAUUCUCAGAACCUGAGGGCUGUUUCACAAAACCUGGAUAGCGGAUUAAGCCAUGAGUUUCCAGAUAUCCUGGCUUAAUUAAGCUUAGAUUUGGUUUCACAAAAGCAGUAACUAAGAAGUUAUGGUGAUUUAUUCUGUGAAGCUAACCUGCUCCAGACCAGGCUAACACGUAGAUUAUAAUUCGUAGAUAAUAAUAUAUCUUUUUAGUUAAGGAUGGUUUGGAAACCAUCCUUAACUAAAAAGGAUGGUUUCCAUCCUUUUUAGGAUGGAAACCAUCCUAAAGUUGGGACUUACUACCACUGGGCUGCACAGUGGCGCAGUUGGUAGAGCUGUUGCCUUGCAGCAAGAAGGUUCUGGGUUCGAUUCCCAGC
Poecilia reticulata (guppy) is the source of this 2472-nucleotide messenger RNA. RefSeq names its product sphingosine-1-phosphate receptor 3a (gene s1pr3a). The record is from RefSeq and is a predicted model, not a curated record. Gene Ontology annotation, cellular component: membrane. Gene Ontology annotation, molecular function: sphingosine-1-phosphate receptor activity. NCBI's taxonomy places the organism in Eukaryota, Metazoa, Chordata, Actinopteri, Cyprinodontiformes, Poeciliidae. Gene Ontology annotation, biological process: G protein-coupled receptor signaling pathway.